Molecule: messenger RNA, 3094 nt
Organism: Oncorhynchus gorbuscha (pink salmon)
Lineage: Eukaryota; Metazoa; Chordata; Actinopteri; Salmoniformes; Salmonidae
Gene: clybl
Product: citrate lyase beta like
Exons: 8
Coding region: 1-1044 (347 amino acids)
Biological process (GO): regulation of cobalamin catabolic process
Molecular function (GO): (S)-citramalyl-CoA lyase activity
Source: RefSeq, a predicted model, not a curated record
AUGGACUACAGGAAGAUUGAGGUGGAGCAGGACUGGAAAACCCACCACUGGCCCAGGGACACUCGCUGGUUCCUGUCUGUGGCUUUACCAUGGUGUCAUGGUGGAUGUCACAGCCAUCACGUAGCUUGUACCAACCUGAGAUAUGUGCCACGGCGUGCCGUGCUCUACUGCCCCGGCAAUGAUGAGAGGAAGCUGAGGAAACUGGCAUCGCUGCGUGGCCUAGACUGUGCCGUAUUGGACUGUGAGGAUGGAGUGGCCCUCAGCAAGAAGACAGAGGCAAGGGAGACCAUCCCCAGGAUGCUGGCAGAGCUAGACCUAGGCAGGACAGAGAAGUGUGUGAGGGUCAACUCAGUGUCCAGCGGCCUGGCCAAUGCUGACCUACAGGUCAUCCUGCAGGCCGAGGUUCUGCCUCCAGCCCUGAUGCUGCCCAAGGUGGAGGACGCAGCGGAGGUGCAAUGGUUUGUUGACAGGUUUCAGCACCACUUGAAUGGACGAGCGCUGACGGAGCCCAUUCGCCUGGUCACCUUUGUGGAAACCGCUGUGGGCCUGCUCAAUUUUAAGGUUGUGUGUGAGGAAGUACGUCGUCUGGCUCCUGCAGUUGGCCUACACCAUGACGGUGUGGUGUUUGGAUCUGAUGACUUCUGUGCCAGCAUAGGUGCCACGCGGACCAAGGAUGCCAGGGAGCUGCUGUAUGCCCGUCAGAAGGUGGUAGUGACAACCAAGGCCUUCGGUCUACAAGCCAUAGACUUGGUCUACAUAGACUAUAAGGACGGAGAGGGUCUACGACAGCAGGCAAGGGAGGGAGUUCUCAUGGGCUUCACAGGUAAGCAGGUGAUCCAUCCCAACCAGGUCCAGGCGGUACAGGAGGAGUUCUCACCCAGUCAGGAGAGGGUCCAGUGGGCUACAGAACUGAUUGCUGCCUUUGACGAGUACCAGAAGCUGGGAAAGGGUGCCUUCAACUUCCGGGGCAGUAUGAUCGACAUGCCCUCAGUGAAGCAGGCUCAGAACAUCGUAACGCUAGCUGCUGCCGUCACGGGGAAGUGAGGCGCUCUGAAAGAAGAUAUGGGGGGAGGAAAGAACAGAGGAGUGAAAUGAGGGGACGGAAAAACGAGACAAGUUGAGAGACAGUGAGAAGUGUCACUUUUAUGUAUACCCUGGCAUUAGCGAGAGGUGAAUGUAUACCACUGGACACCCAAAAUACUUCGACCAGACAGGUUUAUCAGCUGGUAUCAAGCACCAACAUUUCAGAAACUUUGUACUAGGCCUGGUGUAUAGUCACUUAAAUUCUAGGUGUUUUUUUGUUUUGUUUUUAUUAAAUUGAUUAUUGUUGAUAAAUUAAAUGCAUUUGAUUAAUUUGUUCACUGAUAAAGCACUAAAUGUUUGAUAUUCAUAUCCUACGGUGUCUUUGUGGUAAGAAUGACAGGUUUACGGUUAAUGUUUUAGACUGAUGUUAAUGUUGUAAAGCAGGAUAUUAUUUUACACUUUUCAUACUACUGACUGUGCCAAACUGCACUGCACUGCGAUGGCCUGGUUGCGCAUGUACCAUAGUUGCUGGAACCAUGCUGGAAAGGGCAAUUUGAGAAGAAAAUAUCCAUGCCAGCACAUUACAGUUCGGGUUGGCACUAUUUAAGAAUUCCAGUUGUUUCAAUGGUAACCCACAUGAAAAAUUCUACAGUUUACUAUAGAAUACUACAGUACUUACUAUAGAAUGAUGUAGUGAACUGUUGUAUCCUGUAGAAUCUGUAGUAUCCCUUGACACACUGUAGUAUCCCUCGAUCAUGUGUAGUACAUACUAUACAAUGUUGUAUACUAUAGUAAAUACUGCAGUAUACUACAGUCAUCAAAAACACAACAGUAAAGUCAGCAAAAAUACUACAGUAAUGCUACAGUACUUAAUUUGCCUAUACCCUCCCCAUUCCCCUCCCGCCACCCAUAAGUGAGAAACCUACAUGCCAAGUAUAGACUAUAAUGUGUUCCCUACACGUUAUAAGAAAGAGCAGAAGCUAUGAAAUAUCUGUUCAGACCCCAGUCCAACCUACAUACAGGUUAUGGAAAAUGUGCUCUUAUUUGUCUAAUAGGUUUUCUCAAGGAUAAGAUCCCCACUUAUAUGUCAAAGAUCAUAAAACAAAAGCACUAUAGUAAAUACUACAGUAAUGUCCGCAAAACCACCACAGUAAUUAUACUAUAGUAAACAGUAGGUACCACAGGUCAGUCCGCAACAUCAUUACAGUCUGCAAUUACUAUAUAUUUUUUAUUAUUGUAUUAUUAUUAUUUUUUUUUUACCUUUAUUAUUACCUUUAUUAACUGACUAGGCAAGUAAUUUAAGAACAAAUUCUUAUUUUCAAUGACGGCCUAGGAACAGUGGGUUAACUGCCUUGUUCAGGGGCAGAAUGACAUAUUUUUACCUUAUCAGCUCGGGGAUUUGAUCUUGCAACCUUUUGGUUACAGGUCAAACGCUCUAACCACUAGGCUACCUGCCGCCCCUAGGCUUCCUGCCGCCCCAAUACAACAGUGUUUAUACUAUAGUAAACUAUAGUAUUUUUUCAUGUGGUAAUGGAGGGGUGCGGGCACUUUUUGGCAGUGCGUGUGCCUUUGCCUCCUGCCUCUCCUGGGUCAUGACAGAUGCUCACCCACCUCCAGGGUCCAGCUGGGUGAAAGGCUAAACAAACACAACAAGACGCUGUUGUUCUUCCAUUCAGGCUGGGCACUGUGGGCACACACACUCACACACAGACACAGACACACUCCUUCGGGCCCCAGCACUCAGCCCCACAUCAAAGCUCUGUUUGCUAAAGAGCCUUAACACAUUUAGUUAUAGCAACAAUCUGAGAUUUUGCUUCAGUCCUGUCAGUAAAGCUGAGGUCUUUGUGUGUGGACUGAGGGCCGAUGUUCUUCUUGAAGGGGCCGUAAUUAAUACGAUUGAACUGGGCAUCAGGCUCACGCUGACCUCAGCAGCAAAGAUGCAUACAAACCACGGAUUCAAACAGGCACUAACAUGUAAAUACAUGCACUGUCUCUGUGUAUCAUACACACAAACAUAUUCUCACACACACACUUUGACCAUUUAUCGCAAAAUAAAAAAUGAACGAUUGUC